AAGAAAAAGUUUGUGAUGACGUCACACUUCCCACAAUCCUCCCCGCCCCGCAGCUCAGACUCUCUCUCUCUCUCUCUCCGGCCUCGAUCAGCAGGAACAGAACCAGAACCGAGCCGCGGACCAAACGGAACCAGUGGAGCCGUGGCAGACAGAGCUUGUUGGACUCUCCGGGUCCGGUUCGGGACCUGUUCCGGGUCUCUGCGCCUCCAUGUGAGGUCUGGACUCAAAGCGGAGCUGGAAACUUUUUGGACAGUAAAGAUGUUGAACAGCAUUUCCCACUCACCGCCAGCUGUAGCUGUUGGGACAGGGUGAGGAGGAGGAGGAGGAGACGUAAAGGAGCGACUGACUCGCAGAGUAGGAACUUCACGGACUCAGAUUCUGACCUUCCUCAAUGCUUCCGCUGGAUCGUUGGCCUCACCUUUGAGCUUCCAGUAACCGUCUUUAACGACCCCCACGCCCAGAUUCCCACUUUGAGCCUGCGAGGCAGGGGGACCGCAGGUGAAGUUUCAUGGCAGCGGCACUCUAAGGCUGCCAUGGCAGCUGCUGCCGCCGAUGCCUCACACUGUAUUACUGCACUGACACCGGAGGAAGAGGGACGACGCACCAAGCUGUUCCAGAGCGCCGCCCCGCUGCCACGGACGGAGAAAGAGAGGGAAGAGGAAGGAGAGGAAGUAGGAAGAGUGAGUGAGAACGAGUGUCUGGUGUGCGGGGCUCUGUUUGCCUCACCGGAGAAGCUCCGGCUUCACACCUCGAGUCACACGGGAGAGAAACCUUUCCACUGCUCACAGCCACAUUGUCCCAAGGCCUUCAGCUCCAAGUACAAGCUCUUCAGGCAUAUGGCCACACACUCUCCACAGAAGACCCAUCAGUGCUCGUUCUGUGAAAAAAUGUUCCACCGCAAAGACCACCUGAAGAACCACCUGCAAACGCACGAUCCUAACAAAGAGGCCUUCAAGUGUGAGGAGUGUGGGAAGCACUACAACACCAAACUGGGAUACAAACGCCAUGUGGCCAUGCACUCUGCAACGGCAGGAGAUUUAACUUGUAAAGUGUGCAUGCAGAGUUACGAGAGCACGCCUGUUCUCCUGGAGCACCUCAAGAGCCACUCGGGGAAGUCCUCAGGUGGUGCCAAGGAGAAAAAACACCCAUGUGACCACUGUGACCGACGCUUCUACACACGCAAAGACGUGAGACGGCACAUGGUGGUCCACACAGGGCGAAAGGACUUUCUGUGCCAGUACUGCGCCCAGCGCUUCGGCAGGAAAGACCAUCUGACGCGCCACGUGAAAAAGAGCCACUCACAGGAGCUGCUGAAGAUCAAGACGGAGCCCCCGGAUAUGUUGGGUCUUUUAGCAACGGGUUCUCCGCCGUGCUCAGUCAAGGAGGAGCUCAGCCCCAUGAUGUGCAGCAUGGGGCCCAACAAAGACCCCAUGAUGGGCAAACCGUUCUCCAGUGGGACACCUUUUCCAAUGAACAUGUACAACCCCCACCACCUCCAGGCCAUGUCUAACUCUGGGGUGGGUCACCCACACCCGUCCCUGAUGCCCAAUUCGUUGUCUGCAGCUAUGGGCAUGGGCUGUCACAUGGAGUCCCCUGCCUCUAUUCACCCACACUCCCAUCACCACCACCACCACCAUCAUCAUCACCACCACCAUUCCCCUCCACCGCCCCCACAUCACCAGCCUGCGGCUCCCCAGCAGCAGCACCAGCCCCAGCCGGUGCCCAAAUACCAGCUGGGAUCUACCUCAUACUUGCUGGACAAGCCCUUGAAAGUGGAAAUGGAGAGUUUUCUCAUGGAUCUGCAGAGUGGCCUGCCAGGCCCAGUUCCAUCUGUAGAACCUCAUGCUGCUGCCUCGCCCCCCAAGGACGGACUGGAGCCCACCUCAGGGCUGGCAGAUGAACUUUGCGGGGAUUCCCUCUUGUCAAAGAGCCCUGCAGUGAUUGCUGAGUCUUUGUGUGCUGCUAACAUGGACUUCUCCCACCUGCUGGGUUUCCUACCCCUAAACCUUCCUCCCUACAGUGCCCCCAUGAGCACGGGAGGUCUGGUCAUGGGCUACACCUCAUCUGCCACAUCCUCCGCACCUUCCUCUUCCGCCUCAACUCUGCACGCUGCCGAGCCCCAUGCCGCAGCAGUUGCCGCGGCAGCCGCCGCCAUCGCCACAGCACCUCUUACCUCUUUACAACCACAACCUCAGGACCAGCAGAACUCCAAUGGGGGUCUGGGCCUCGGAUCCCUGCACCCGCUUCCACCAGUGUUCAGCUCCAGCCUUAGUACCACCACAUUGCCUCGUUUCCAUCAGGCCUUUCAGUGACAGAGGCAGCUGCUGUCCAACCAAGAUGGUCUCCGCACCACCCCAAGCUCAGCUGGGACAUCUUGGGCUGUAGACCUUUGCCAGGCCUGAUCUAAGACUCUGAGGAUUAGAAUAAAAAAUAAGUUCACAAUUGAACACUUAGAAGCCUUAAAUGGAAGUGCGCACAAAAGCUUUUGUUUGAGCCUUAAAAGAAAGUUGAACCCCUUUGAGCAAAAAGGAAAACGUGAGAAAAGAAUUUGAA
Messenger RNA from Nematolebias whitei (Rio pearlfish), 2553 nucleotides. RefSeq names its product pleiomorphic adenoma gene-like 2 (gene plagl2). Gene Ontology annotation, molecular function: RNA polymerase II transcription regulatory region sequence-specific DNA binding; DNA-binding transcription factor activity, RNA polymerase II-specific. The transcript has 4 exons. Gene Ontology annotation, biological process: regulation of transcription by RNA polymerase II. NCBI's taxonomy places the organism in Eukaryota, Metazoa, Chordata, Actinopteri, Cyprinodontiformes, Rivulidae. The record is from RefSeq and is a predicted model, not a curated record. The coding region runs from base 534 to 2312 and encodes 592 amino acids. Gene Ontology annotation, cellular component: nucleus.